GCGUGUCGGCCUUGGAGAUGAGAAUCACGCCAACUCGGAACAAUCCCCUCUCUUUGUGCAGUUCAUCGACUGUGUGUGGCAGAUGAUGAGACAGUUUCCUUCUGCUUCUGAGUUCAAAGAGCUUUUUCUCAUCCCCAUCCUGGAUCGCCCCUACAGCUGCCUGUUUGGUACAUUCCUCUACAGCAGUGAGCAGGAGAGAAUGGAAAAGGAAGUACAGGGUAAAACGGUCACUGUGGUCCUACAUUAACAGUCAGCCGGAGGACUUCACUAACCCGUUCUAUGUGGACUGUAAAAACCAGGUGCUGUAUCCACUGGCCAGUCUCACACAUCUGGAGCUCUGGGUGGGUUAUUAUGUGCGCUGGAACCCACGCAUGAGACCACAGAUGCCGCUCCAUCAGAAUUUGAGAGAGUUAUUGUUUUUGCGUGAAGAACGUGGAGGAGCUCCAGAGAGAGGCCACGUCAUCCUGCUCCAUCUCCUCGUCCUCAGAGCAUACUUCUCCCUCCUCACAUAGUGGCACACCACUUCACACUGCUGUCUAAAUACACACACACACAUAUACAUACAUUUAAGAGCACACACUGUCUUUACUCAAUGAAUACACUCUCAGGCACAAGUAGGGAGUGGAUGAGUAUGAAGCGGGCACACACACACACACACACACACACACACACACACACACACACACACACACACACAUUCCUGUUUGCAAUUUUUUUUUAACUAUAGUGAAAUUACCUAGUGUCACAUUUUAUAAAUCCUUAAUACUUAAAAAUGGAUCUUGGAAUGAUAGUCAGCAUGUCUGCAGCAUGAAUUCAUAGUAUUUACGAUCUAGUAUUUGACCUGUAAAUAUGUAAAAAAGAGAAGUAUUCAUAUAUUUGUCCUUACACGUCAUGUUCAUCUUUCCCUGUGGCCUCAUUUGCUCCUCUGUGCCAACUCCCUUUCAUCUUUUAACAUUUCAAUACAGUUUUUAGCUACUUGAAGGUUUUUUUUUGUUUUUUCCCCCCAAAGUGAAUCAUCCAUCUAUUUUUGUAUUUUAUUAGAUACUUUCCAUUUUAUGUCCGCUCUGUCAUCACACUGAAGCGUGAUAGUUAUGUCCGUAUUAUUCAUUUCUCACAGACCUGCCUUUCACCUUGCUAAUAUAUGGAAGCACUGAAUAAACAGUCAAUUUGUCAUGUUUUUGUAUGAAGGUGUUAAAAUGUUGAGUUGUACGGCCUUUCCUGAAGCAGGAAGCAGCGCCCUUCGAGCUAACGCUAUUACAUGAAUUUCUUCUAAUCUCUAUACUUUAAAAUUAUUUACCUUACGUUAUACAAAUAUAACUGACACUACUUUAGAUAAAACAAUCGUAACGUUGCGCUGUCGCUAAAUUUGAUGUGUUUUUACAAACAUCCGUGACUAGCUUGUAGCCCAUAGCCCGCUAGCAUCACCUACCGCUAGCCUUGUUUACGUUCCUUAUUUCUCAUUUACUGCUGUUUUGUUUAAAAAACAUAUGUCUGCUGUCGCUCCGGUUUUGAGUGCAGGUGAGGACUCGCUCGAGCUUCACAUGGUGCGGCUGGAACUGGAGGAUUUGGAGAAGCAGAUCCGCGGCCUACGCGAGAAGCAGGCCCAGCUGCUGGAGCGACAAACUGCGCUGGAAACAUCUUGUGCCUCUGCCCACAUAUCCAAGGUAAGCACACAGCGUGCUAUUUCCACUCCCAGGCCCUCUACGCCGUGUGUUUCUCUGUGCAGGGACCGUGCACCUAGGACUCUCCCAGCUGUGGUCUCCGUCACGCCGGCGCCAACACACCUCGGGCCUUGGGUGAACCAGCGGCGGAAGGCGCGGGCUGGACCCCAGGUGAGGAGCUCGCCACCUCCGGUGUUCGAGAUUCCGACCAGACCUAACGCUGUGAUCGUCGGGGACUCCAUUGUGCGGAACGUCCGUGUAGCCUCAUGUAAAGGUAAGGUGCACACACACUGUUUUUCUGGUGCUCGUGUCCUUGAUGUCGCUGCGCAGGUAUCCGGGAUCCUGAAGAAGGACGAGCGCAUUGGAGCGGUUGUGCUGCACGCGGGGACGAACGACACCAGGCUGCGGCAGACGGAGGUUCUGAAGAGGCACUUCUCCAGCCUGAUCGAGACGGUACGAGGCAGAUCACCCACCGCGAAGAUCAUCGUCUCUGGACCUCUUCCCACAUACAGACGUGGAGCAGAAAAGUUCAGUAGACCUCUAGCUUUAAAUGAUUGGUUAGUCUUUUGGUGUAAUGAGCAGAAUCUGGUGUUUGUCAAUAACUGGAAUCUGUUCUGGGAGCGUCCUAGGUUGUUUCAUCCUGAUGGCCUGCACCCCAGCAGCCUUGGAGCGGAACUGCUGUCUGACAACAUCUCCAAGGCGCUACACUCCAAGUGACUGUCUACCAGAUCCAGAUCCUUUCUGCCUCUGGAUGGAGCUCAAAUCUUCUCUAAUUCCAGACUGCUGGGACUACGGCUGCUCCUAAGGCCAUACAGACUUCAUAUGAAUCCAUAAUGAACUUUUUCACACUAUCUGUUGUUACCCAGAUGAGGACGGGUUCCCUUCUGAGUCUGGUUCCUCUCAAGGUUUCUUCCUCUUAAAACAUCUUAGGGAGUUUUUCCUCGCCACCGUCGCCACUCAGGGGCUUGCUCAGUUGGGAUAAAGUCGCACCUUUAAUAUCUGUAUACCAUGUUGAUAUUUCUGUAAAGCUGCUUUGAGACAAUGUCUAUUGUAAAAAGCGCUAUACAAAUAAAAUUGAAUUGAAAUAAAAAAAAGAUUGGUAUAGUCACGUAUCGUGACGUAACGAAGACAAGGUAGGAUGCAAGCGCAGUGUGAACAGUUUUAUUGAGAGACACACAGGCAGGUAAAUCCAGAACGUGAUCCAAAAACGUAAUCCAGUAACAUGCAAGGUUCAGACAAUCGGCAAACAGGCAUAAACGAGGCAAGGCAGGAAUCAAAGUCGUGGUCACGGGAUACAGGGUCGAUAUACCAAACAACAGCGAGGGACUGGUAGUGGAGAAACCAGCGUGAACUUAACAAACGAACCUAAACAUGAAACUAUGGACCGACUGUGGGUAUCUAUUGUAAGGACUCUAAACUAAUCUACUAUAACUCAUUCAAUAUUCCGCGCCGUGUGCUGGGAGGCACGCAGUAUAUAUGCGGAGAUAAUCAGCAUUGUAAUGGCUGACGGCUGAGGGCAAUUCAGACACACGUGAAACUACAGCCAACGACAGAACAGGGAGGAGACAUGACAGAAACAUAAACAAAUGCAUGUGUCGAAAUGUCACGAUUGUCCACAAGGGAAAAGCAGGUGCUCGCACGCUCACAUGCUCCACAGCACGCUGCUUAAAGGGGAACUCGUGACAGGUAUCUGGAUCGUAUCAUCAGUAAAAAUCCUGAUCGGAGCGUCAGUAAUGAACACCAUUAAACUAAAGCGCUGUGCAUCCGACGGGUAAAUGAACUCACCCAAUCACAUCCUAUAUGAGAUUAUUCAGAUAUCUACACAAUACACACAGAGCGGUUCGAGAACUGACUCCAGCCCAGAACCAUGACAGUGGAAAUGUCUAAUAGUGCAGCUUUAAAUAUAUUUAAGAGGAGCAGACUUCAAACACUGAACAUUGAGGUUUAUUGUAUUUGUUUACGAGGUAAA
This is a messenger RNA of Ictalurus furcatus (blue catfish), 3630 nucleotides long. RefSeq lists its product as uncharacterized. The transcript has 5 exons. Lineage: Eukaryota; Metazoa; Chordata; Actinopteri; Siluriformes; Ictaluridae. Bases 1488 to 2378 code for a protein of 296 amino acids. The record is from RefSeq and is a predicted model, not a curated record.